This is a messenger RNA of Ilex paraguariensis (yerba mate), 3029 nucleotides long. The record is from the annotation of a GenBank genome assembly. Lineage: Eukaryota; Viridiplantae; Streptophyta; Magnoliopsida; Aquifoliales; Aquifoliaceae.
UGUGUCUCACAGAGUGGCCUUCCUCCAAUGUCCGAAGCUGUAACCCAAAUUUGAGGUUUUACUUUAACGUAUGACUCAAUCUAAAGUUUUAUUCUCCACCAUGUCAAAACCCCCUUAAGCUCAGUGUGUCUUCCUCGUAUGAAAAAAAUCUCUGUAAAUUAACGUUUUCAGGUUUACGAAAACCUGAGUUUCAAUUCACAUCUCUUACCCUUUCCUUUUUUUCCAAGUUAGUUCAUUGAUCUCUUCUUUCAAGUGCUCUUCACCUUUUGAUUUGAUAUAACGCCGGAUUUCUAAUCACAUGUAUGGAUAUAUAUACAUAUAUAGAGAGAGAAUUGAAUUCAGAUCAUUUCUAGGCUUCUAACUGUUUAUUGGGACGUUAUUGAUUGACUUUUCUGGUUCUGAUUUUAAGGGUGAUUCUGGUGUUUGAUUUGAGCUAACAAUCGAAGAUUAGUGUGCUUGAAAAUUUCUGUGAUAAAUUUAUAUAUGUAGAGAGAGAGAGAGAGAGAGAGAGAGAGAGAGAGAGAUUGGGAGAGAGAAAAUGAAUAGUAAUCAGAAGAAAAGGGUGUUUCAGAUAGAGGCGUUUAAGCACAAGGUGGUGGUUGAUCCAAAAUACGCCGACAAGACUUGGAAGAUACUGGAGUUUGCCAUUCAUGAGAUUUACAAUCACAAUGCCAGUGGCCUUAGCUUUGAAGAGCUUUAUAGAAAUGCUUACAAUAUGGUAUUACACAAAUUUGGCGAGAAGCUGUACUCAGGACUUGUGUCAACUAUGACUUUCCACCUGCAAGAGAUAUCAAUAUCUAUAGAAGCUGCCCAAGGUGGUUUGUUCCUGGAAGAGCUUGACAGGAAAUGGACAGAUCAUAAUAAGGCAUUGCAGAUGAUCCGUGACAUACUUAUGUACAUGGACAGGACUUUUAUUCCAAAUACCCAUAAAACUCCUGUUCAUGAGCUUGGGCUCAAUCUUUGGAGGGACAAUAUCAUACAUUCCGGCAAAAUUCAGACAAGGCUUUUGACUACACUUCUUGAACUGAUACUCAGAGAACGGAUAGGAGAAGUUAUAAACAGGGGGCUCAUGAGGAAUAUAAUUAAGAUGUUAAUGGAUUUAGGACCUUCAGUAUACCAGGAAGACUUUGAGAAACCUUUUCUUGAAGUUUCAGCUGAUUUCUAUAGGGCUGAGUCUCAGAAAUUUAUUGAUUGCUGUGAUUGUGGGGACUACCUGAAGAAAGCUGAGAGACGCCUUAAUGAAGAAAUAGAGAGGGUAUCACACUACUUGGAUCCGAAGAGUGAAAUAAAGAUAACCAAUGUAGUGGAAAAGGAGAUGAUUGAAAACCACAUGCUAAGACUAGUCCACAUGGAAAAUUCAGGUUUGGUGAACAUGCUUCUUGAUGACAAAUAUGAAGACUUGGGAAGAAUGUAUAACUUGUUCCGGAGGGUUCCCAAUGGUCUUUCAACAAUUCGAGAUGUAAUGACUUCUCACCUCAGGAACACUGGUAAACUGCUUGUUACUGAUCCAGAGAGGUUGACGGAUCCAGUGGAGUUUGUACAGUGCCUUUUGAAUGAAAGAGAUAAGUACGAUAAGAUUAUAAAUUUGGCAUUCAACAAUGACAAGUCAUUUCAGAAUGCUUUGAACUCCUCUUUUGAGUUCUUCAUUAAUUUGAACCCUCGUUCUCCUGAGUUUAUCUCAUUGUUUGUGGAUGAUAAACUACGCAAAGGUCUAAAAGGAGUCAGUGAGGAAGAUGUCGAACUUGUUCUCGACAAGGUGAUGACGCUAUUCCGUUACUUGCAGGAGAAAGAUGUUUUUGAGAAGUACUAUAAACAACAUUUGGCAAAGCGACUACUUUCAGGGAAAACUGUUUCUGACGAUGCUGAGAGAAGUCUGAUUGUUAAGCUGAAGACAGAAUGCGGGUACCAGUUUACUUCAAAGUUAGAAGGCAUGUUCACGGACAUGAAAACUUCUCAGGAUACAAUGCAGGAAUUUUAUGCAGCCCAUGGUGCUGAGUUAGGAGACGGCGCCACAUUGACCGUCCAGGUUCUCACAACUGGGUCUUGGCCCACUCAACCUAGUGUUUCUUGUGACUUGCCUGCUGAAAUGUCAGCUCUGUGUGAGAAGUUCCGAUCUUAUUACCUGGGGACCCAUACAGGUCGGAGAUUGACCUGGCAGACUAACAUGGGCACUGCUGAUCUAAAAGCAACUUUUGGGAAAGGACAGAGGCAUGAGCUUAAUGUGUCCACUUACCAAAUGUGCGUCCUUGUGUUGUUUAACAAUGCUGAUCGGCUUAGCUACAAGGAGAUAGAGCAGACCACAGAGAUUCCUUCCUCUGAUUUGAAAAGGUGCCUGCAAUCCCUGGCUUGUGUUAAAGGAAAGAAUGUUCUCCGAAAAGAGCCCAUGAGCAAAGAUAUCGGAGAGGAGGAUGCAUUUUUUGUCAACGACAAGUUCACCAGCAAAUUCUAUAAGGUGAAGAUAGGAACUGUAGUUGCACAAAAGGAGUCCGAACCUGAAAAACAGGAGACACGGCAGAGAGUGGAGGAGGAUAGGAAGCCUCAGAUUGAGGCUGCAAUCGUAAGGAUCAUGAAAUCGAGGAGAGUAUUGGAUCAUAAUAAUAUCAUCACGGAGGUCACGAAGCAGCUGCAGUCUCGUUUCCUGGCCAACCCUGGAGAGAUUAAGAAACGGAUGGAGUCUCUUAUAGAGCGGGAUUUCUUGGAGAGGGAUACUGCAGACAGACGAUUGUACCGAUACCUAGCCUAAGGAAACAGCUUUGACAGGUUUCUUGUCUCUAAGGGUCAUUAAGCCCCCAUAAUGGGUUGUGCCUCAUUUGGUACGUAGAAAAUUGCUUCUAUGGUCUAAUUUUCUGCAAGCUUCAAUUGUUUUUCAUGAAUUUCUUCUUAUUGCUACACUUCAUUUUGCUUGCGUUACUCAUUUAUCCUGAAUCAACUGCCAUAUACAUGUAUGGAUUUCCUUCCACUGAUUCUGUUCCCAACAUAAAUUCCAUGAGUAAAUAGGUUGUACAAAAUUGGAUGAGCUACAAUCUCUC